UUUAAUCUUCAGCUGAACCUGCAUCAGUUUUAAGGCUGYCACCAUGAGCCAAAGCCCAGAAAGGAUGUCCUCCUAUCGUCGUCAUUUUGAGGGCCCUGGAAACCAGUUUCGAAGGUCUAGCCCAUCUCCCACCCGAAAGGAGACCCGYCAUAGGAGCUUCAACCACCAUGGGGGGUGGAAGACAAUGGGGGGCAGAUUUCUGACCACCCAGCCUCGUUUGACCAGCAGUGUGAGUAUGGGGACACUGUGUGUGGAUGUGUUCGUGGAGCAGGGGGCAAAUCUGGACCUAGAUGCAGCUGCAGCAAAGAACCAGGCGUUCAAGUUGACCCGCACGAGYGAACGACAGGAGAUGGUUGUCCUCAAUGAUCGUCUGGCAGUUUAUACUCAGCUGAAGGAACUCAACAGAGAGGCUGAGCAAAUGAAAGACCAGAGGGAUUUGUCUUUGACAGCCAAGGAGGCGUCGUUGGCCCAGCUGGAUGCACUAAAGUCCAAAUACAACGAGGCCCUGGCAGCCAGGAAGCAGACAGAGCUUGAAAUUGAGGUUUUACGUCCGGAUGUGGACAAAGCCACCGCAGCCCGGAUUAAACUGGAGAAACAGCUGGAAAACUUGGAGACUGAGCUGGAUUUCAUGCAAAAGGUUCACAAGGAGGAAAUCGAGGAGCUGAUGCAGCAGAUCUGUUCAUCAGCUUCCAAGAUGGACUUGACCUUCGACCUCCCAGACCUCUCCUCUGCUCUCACACAGAUUCAGUCUCAGUAUGACGGCAUUGCUGCCAAAAACCUCCAGGAAAUGGAUACUUGGUACAGAACCAUGUUUCAGGACAUGGGAGACACCUCUGCCAAACACGCUCAAAGUGUUCGAAGUUUGAGAGAAGAAAUAGCUGCUUAUAGAAAGGACAUUCUGAACAAGGAACGGGACUUGGAAUCCCUGAGGACAAGGAAGGAGUUUUUAGAGGGCCGGGUCCGUGAUGUCAUAGAGAAAUACAAGGAGGAGGAGGAGGACUUGCAGGAGCACGUUGAAGCAGCUGAACAAGAUCUAAAGCUGACCAAACAGAAGACUGCUCUGCUGAUGAGAGAAUAUCAGGAGCUUCUGAAUGCAAAGAUGGCGAUGGAGAUCGAGAUUGCCACCUACAGAAAGCUGAUUGAAGGAGAAGAUGGCCGCCUGAGCACCACGGUUGGUAAAUUCUCCCUGACUGGUGGUGUGCACACUUCCUCAGGUUUAGCUUCCCCCUCAGCUCCAGAUGGGUCUUUGAAAUGUAAUGGAGCCUCCAGCGACACAGACAGAACCAAGUGUGCUGCAGCUACAGAUGGAGCGGGGGGCUUCCUCCUGUCAAGCAGUGAUGAGAACCUGCAGCAGCAGGCAACUGAGACGUCUGAGAGGAAGAUGGUCCUCGUCAGAACGUUUAAAACAGAUGAGGGCAGCUUUGUGAGCAACACACAGCAGCGCACCAUCACUGUUUCUGGAGCUGCUGAUGAAGAACAAACAAUUUAAGGUGCUAUUUCCACUGAUCGAGAUGCCCUUUUUCAYGUGGCUCAAAAAACUUUAAAGGCUGUCCUGCUUCUUUCUGGAAAACCUGUYCACUGAAUUUCCUGCUCAAGAUCAACCAGCUUCUCUGCUUAUUUAAUUCUCUUCUGUCAAACUGAUUUUUGGCAGCAAGCACGCGUAAAUGUCUUCAUUUAAAGCAAAACAAGAGUGUUAUACUAAUAUUGUAAUAAAAAUUUUACUGCUUGAAAAACAAAAAYGUCCCACAAAGUUCUGCGCAAAAAGCUUUAAUUAAAAAAAGUACCCAUGAGAAAACAUUUGGAAGUUGGUCAGAUUUGCUGUCUUCAUAUUUUUUUAUACAGUAUUGUACAUCAUUUAUUUCACAUAGUAUCUGAUUCACUUAAGAGCAUGUCUCCUCUCAUUUUAUUAACCAAAGAAUUAACAGUGUUGUGUAAAGUGCAUUUGAACAAUAUAAAUUACUUGCAUUUCAAAAGUUAAUCGUGAGRAAUUUUGGSUUGAAAGUAUAAUGAAAACAAAUGGAGUUGCAUUAAAGGUUUGUAAACUUGGA
Austrofundulus limnaeus is the source of this 2048-nucleotide messenger RNA. It is a transcript of the gene ngs, whose product is annotated as notochord granular surface. Gene Ontology annotation, biological process: intermediate filament organization. Gene Ontology annotation, molecular function: structural constituent of cytoskeleton. The record is from RefSeq and is a predicted model, not a curated record. NCBI's taxonomy places the organism in Eukaryota, Metazoa, Chordata, Actinopteri, Cyprinodontiformes, Rivulidae. Gene Ontology annotation, cellular component: intermediate filament; cytoplasm.